AAAAAACAUAUAUACAUAUAUACAUAUUUAUAUGUUGUUAUGUGUUUAUGCAAUUAAUAUCUCGUAUAAAUCAUGAGAAUCCGCAAAAGUACCGUAACAUUCGGUUUGCUUCUAUGCUACUCUCAACAUCUGUAGCCUGUAGCCUACAUCUAGGCGUUUUCAUUUGAAGUGACUAAAAGUGCUGAUAUAGAUUUGAUUAUCAUCUUGUGUCUUGUGCGUUUGUCGGUGCCAAAAGUGUGCACUAAUGGAUGCGAGUUAAUGUGCACAGCGCGCCGCCUCGGGACAUUUUAAGGUGAUACAAAUAAGGGAAAACAUUAAUUCCGCCGACAUUUCAGGCAGCCUCUAAGUGAAUGCAAAUAUACAAACAUAAAUAGAAAGUGAAAGUGUAGAAAGGCUACAAAUCUGGCUUUACACACACAAACAAAUAUAGCACACAUACAUACAUACAAAUUUACAUUUUCCCAUUAAGUGAAAAUAUAGUAAAUUUUGAGCAGAAUUGAGUAGCGCUCCUCACCUAACGGCCAUCUGUAAAAAGUUACAUUGUUGCGAGAAGAAAAAUAUUACUCACUUAAAUGGACUUUUAAGAGCGAAGUGUUCGAUGAAAUCGAUUUAUCCGAUUUGUGCACCGCUGAAUGUAGUAUUAAGAAUAUAAAUCAUAGUUUUCAGGUAAUCACCGCCACACGUUCACUUGUGCUUUGUGCUGAAUCACGCCGCGAAAUGGAAGACUGGCUUAGCUCGCUGAAAUCCGCCUCAAUACCGGCGCGAGCGCGUGGCGAUAGCUUCUUCAUUGAACAACAUGAUUUAUUCUCCAAUCAUCAUCAUUGGUAUGCGACCUCCCACGCCCGUCCCACCUUCUGCAAUGUAUGCCGCGAUGUACUCUCCGGCGUUACCUCACAUGGCCUCUCUUGUGAGGUGUGCAAAUGCAAAGUGCAUAAACGUUGUGCUGCCAAAGCCAUUGCCAAUUGUAAAUGGACGACAUUGGCCACCGUCGGUAAGGAUAUCAUUGAGGAUCGCGACGGAAGUAUUAUCAUGCCACAUCAAUGGAUGGAGGGUAAUUUACCGGUCUCAUCGACCUGCUCGGUUUGUAAGAAGACAUGCGGUUCUGUUUUGCGUUUACAAGAUUGGCGUUGUUUAUGGUGUCGCGAAACGGUACAUGUUGCUUGUCGACCACAAAUUGCAGUCGCUUGUCCACUAGGACCGGCCAAGCUGUCAGUUGUGCCGCCUACCUGUGUACAUUCCAUUGGCAAUGAUGACUCCUGGGAUGUGGAGAGUCCAAAGGGUAACUUUUCGCCACUGUUGGUUUUCGUCAAUUCGAAAUCAGGAGACAAUCAGGGAGUGAAGUUUUUGCGACGCUUCAAGCAGUUAUUAAACCCAGCUCAAGUUUUCGAUCUCAUAUCCACCGGUCCCAGUUUGGGUUUGCGGCUCUUCAGACGUUUCGAAAUGUUUCGAAUAUUGGUUUGCUCCGGCGACGGUUCUGUGGGCUGGGUGCUCAGCGAGAUUGAUCGUUUCAGUAUGCAUAAACAAUGUCAAGUAGCAGUACUGCCUCUUGGUACCGGCAACGAUUUGGCGCGUGUUUUGGGCUGGGGCUCAUCUUGUGAUGAUGACGCACAUCUGCCCCAAAUACUCGAGCGUUAUGAAUCUGCUAGCACCAAAAUGUUGGAUCGUUGGAGCAUAAUGGUAUUCGAAAAGGCUGUCGCCGUGCAACCGAAGACGCCGAAAAUGUCAUUGUCGAGCGCACAAGAAGCACUACUUACCGGCAUGGUAACGUCGGCUAAUUUAAACUUGCGCAACAUUGUCGAGACCGAUGAUUCGCAGACGCUUAUUACUGCCACCAAAACGCUCUGCGAAACGCUCGACGAACUGAUGGUUCAGAUCUCUGAAAGUCGUAAGGAUGAUGAACAAUUACUGGUGAAAUGUGACAUACUUCGUGAGAAGUUAGCCAUGUUAUUGGAAGCUUUGCGCGAAGAAGAGACCGGUGCGCACGCGGGCGAUGACCUCUUAACGACAAUCAGUAGCAUUAUAUCAAAGAGUGCUGCCGCCUCUCCAACUGCUUCUACAACGCCCUCGACAUCAGCUUCACUGCUCAAUCCAAACAUAUCAAUCGAGAAAGACGAGAAGGAUCAAUUUAAUACAAAUGAGCGACGCAAUAGUCGCUCCUUACAGUCUACAGAACGCGAGUCGCUACAAUGUCGGGCCAACAGUGUUAAACGUGCCAUGUACAAUGUCAUCGAACACUCGGAACCAGGCAGACCCAAGCGCUAUCAGCGCAAGCUAUCCAUAACGCCAUUCGAAGCUUUAAAACUACCAACUAAUGCAUCGGGUGAAUCUACCCCUUGCUCUUCACCAUUACCCAUUAUACCGCCAAUUAACAUAAUAUCGCCCACCAUGGAAACCUCUCGCCUAACUUGCAUAUCGCCACUACCGGAUACUCGUCGCGACUCCGUCGACGAGAACUUCUUCAAUGCGAUUAGCAUACCAGUGCCACGUCAAUUUGCGGAUAGUCGCCGCAGUUCAGGCGUGCCCGAAGUAAUACAAGAGAUAGAAGAAAAUGGACAAGGAGGAAAUAGUGAGAUUGUCUAUCGUGUCGGCAGAUUAUCACUAAGUGGUGGUGCUAACAUUGAUGAUUUCGGCAAUCCAUUACCCAUAGUUGGUGAAAAUUCUGAUGUAAACUCACCCUCCGAACGUAAAAUCGACUUUCUUAGUGUGCCGAUAUUGACAAGCGAUCAGAUUGUAGAUCCUCUUUCGGACUACCGUCCAAUAGAGGUAUUCGAACGCAACUACUACAUGAGUCGUGAAUUGGAUAAGGAAAAGAAACUCAAGCAAAGUAUGAGCGCCAAUAGGGAGUGCAACUAUGAAGAAGGCAAGGAGGAGAAAACAAUGCCCGAAAAGUCUAAGGCGUUACGUUUUGAUGACGAAGUUUGUCAGUUGCAGGUACCCAACGUAGUCAUACCCCCUAAAGCCCCAAAUGUAUACUCAAGCGAAACCAUAACGAUCAUUGAUACAGACGUAGCCCCUGAAUUAUCCUCGUCGGAUGAGUUACCAGGUGGCGAGGCUAGCGAUGUGCUAUCAGCCAUUGGUGAUGAGGAGUGCAGCGUAGCCUCCGAGAUAUUUGACAGGCAACAAGAAGGUCAAGAUCUAGACCGCCCACUGCAGUUAGGAGACAUAAUACAGAACCUCGAUGCAAACUCUUUCACACACAUCGACUCGCCAGAAACGAGCGAUGAAACGGAAGUCGUGCCAGGCGAAUCGUUUAUGGAUGAUAUUAGUUCGGUACUGGGCCAUGACAUAGCAUGCGCCUUGCAAGACAAUACCAUAACCGACGAUACACCAACCCUUUGCUCGGACAAUCAACCGCCGCCACUAAAAUCUAUACGCAAGAAAUCGCUCAGCAUGGGUGGACAACGCAGCAUACGCCGGAACUCAUCACCGCCACGGCACGCACAAUUGGCACGCAUGGACAGCGAUGAGAAUCCGCAACAAUUCGGUUUCGAGAAUAUCGUUUUCGAAAUCGACAAUCGCUGCGAUGAUCAGAAGAUUCGUGAGCCGCCAAGGUACUGCAGUUUGGCACAGUUUGUCGAGGGUAAUGACAUAGCGCGCCAAAGCUUCAAGCGCCCGAAAAAGCGUUCGUCCGUACGCAAACCUAAAUCCUCCAUACUUAUCUCGCAACAACAACUCUCAAUUGAUGCAUCUACCACAACAACUUCCGCAACACACGCGAACGGCCAACAGACUGAGGAUGAAUUGACCACAAAAAUGGCUAUUAAGAUUGAGGUAUGCGACAUCGAGACCUAUGCACACAUGGAUAGUGGGGAGAACUUGGAAACGCCGUCAAUGCCUUAUGCCCAAAGCCAGCCGAAUGUAGCCACAAUGCCCCACAGCACAUUGAACAACCAAUCAACAAUAACAACAGCAACAACGCUUGGCUCAGCAUUGAGCUCAUCGCCGAAAAAAUACGGACACGGACAAGAUGUAAAGCGCAUUACUUUUGAUGAGUCGUGUAAGAAAGAAUCCUUUGAUGAUGUAAAUCCAAACUAUCCGCAGAUAAGUGUAGUUGUGCGCCCACCAACCCCAUUACGUGGAGACGCUAUCAAACCGAUGAAUGCAGCGUCGGCAGCCAGCCUACUGUCGGCCCGUAUGCUGCCGAUGGAGUUGAGGCGACACUCAAGUCAUGCAACAACCAGUCUAGCGGUGCGAGAGCAUGCCGAGAAGGAUCGUCGACAUUCGGGCUUCAAUCCAAAUUUGUUAAGUUUAGAUCCGGAGCAUACGAAAUUCUUAAGCUCGUCACCAGCAGCAAGUCGACGCAUCAGCUGUGGCAGUCUCUUCAAGCCAAAUGAGGCGUUACCAAAUCUGCAGACACUUAAAGGCUCCAAGUCCAGUCUUUUUAUGGGUUCGGCAUUAUUUGGAUUCGAUCAUUUUGGCGGUGGCAGUGGUGGCGGUAAUCCAGGUGGUGACAAAGAACGUGACGAUAAGAGCAAAAAAGAUAAGGAGCGGCUACUUGGCGCUGAAGAUGGCGCUAGGAAAAUGCCGAUAAUUAAUCCACUUGUACGCCUACCAAAUUGGCCAACCUUAGCCAAUAGUUCCGGGUUCAUCUCCAAAUGCUUGCUAGCAAAUGCAGAUACGCUCUGCGCUGCUGUUAGUCCACUAAUGGAUCCCGAUGAAACCCUGCUGGCAGGCUAUCAUGAGAAAUGCGUUAUGAACAAUUACUUUGGUAUUGGCAUAGAUGCCAAGAUCUCGCUCGAUUUCCAUAACAAACGGGAAGAGCACCCCGAGAAGUGUCGCUCGCGUGCCAAAAACUAUAUGUGGUACGGUGUGUUGGGUUCGAAGCAGCUAUUGCAGAAAACAUGUAAAAAUCUCGAGCAACGAGUGCAGUUGGAAUGUGAUGGGCAGCGUAUACCGCUGCCAUCCCUGCAGGGCAUUGUCAUAUUGAACAUACCCAGCUUUAUGGGCGGCACGAAUUUCUGGGGCUCCAGUAAGAAGGACGAUAUCUUCCUUUUGCCCAGCUUUGACGAUCGCAUACUCGAAGUUGUCGCCGUGUUUGGUUCGGUGCAAAUGGCCGCCUCGCGUCUCAUAAACUUACAGCAUCAUCGCAUAGCCCAAUGCCAGAGUGUGCAAAUAAAUAUUUUGGGCGAUGAAGAGAUACCCAUACAAGUUGAUGGCGAAGCUUGGCUACAACCACCCGGCAUGAUUCGUAUACUACACAAGAAUCGCGUACAAAUGCUUUGUCGUAAUCGUCAUUUGGAAAUAUCACUGAAAUCCUGGCAAGAAAAGCAGCGUCAACAUAGCAUAUCCAUACAGCGCGAACAAUCAUCGACUGCAUCCGAGCAUGCCAUGUCUACGGAUGAGGUGCUGUCGGAACGUGAAUGCUAUGUACUCUUGAACUUCAUUGAGGCUGUCAGUUCGCUUGUAAAAUGGGUGAAAUUCCUUAUAAUUUCACAUCCAUCUUUGCAACACGAUUUGUAUGCUGUGGCUUGUCGCGCCGCCGAAGUACUCGAAUCCAUACAUCCGGAUGGCAAAUUACUUGAGGGGCCCACACUACGCACCAAACUUGUGGAGGUUAUCGAGUCGGCGCGUCAAUUGUACGAGGACUCCUGCAAUUUAUUACGGGAUCGUGCACAUAGCUUAAUAUUGAGAGAGGAUCUCGAGUCGAAGUUGAGCGCUGCCUUGGCCAAUAUCGAAAUGGAGCUGAAAAAGUGUUCGGUUCAGAAGAGUUUUGAUGGGAAAUUGCGCGCUUACUUCAACGCUUUGGCGCCAAAUGAAGAGGGUGAUGGCCGUCGCAAAUCGCGCCACUUCUGGGUGCGUCUGCGCUCUGGUUCCACCGUGGGACAGACACAACUGAAGCCACCACUAACGACAACACGCGAAGCUGCCAGCAAUUGGAGUGUCGACGAAGUGGUCACUUGGCUAGAAACAAUGCAGCUCUCCGAAUAUGUGGAGAGCUUCAUGAAGAACGAUAUACGCGGCAAAGAGCUACUAACACUAGGCAGAAGAGAUCUCAAAGAUUUGGGUGUAGUUAAAGUGGGGCACGUCAAACGCAUAUUGCAAGCAAUCAAGGAUAUGAACGAGAACUAAAAGGCGGGCGCUUGUGUGUAGUAACAAAUUAGUGCUUGUGGUAUAACGGUACUUACUUGGAAUAAAAUGAAAGCACAUCUUAAAGUUGUUAAGGCGAAAAACAAAGGUAUAAGUGAACUUUUUGACGACGAGCAAAAAUGCAUAAAACAAUCAUCUAGUAAUAAAUUAAAUAGACUAUAAGGCAGAUUGACAAGUAGAAAGCUAUUAAUAAGUUACAAAUACUUAUUAAAUGGUGUUUUUUUUUUUUUUGUAAUGGAGAAGUUCGCAUGCUAAUCAAAUGCAUUACUAAAACAAAAAUAAAAGUAAUUUUAAUUAAAAUUUUUUAAACAACUAAAAUGUUGCUUAAAAACAUAUAAACGAAGUAGUCAAAUGCAGUGGUAAAUGUGCACCUUGAGUAAUUACAAUAUUAUAAAUUAAAAAAAAAAUAACUCAAUUAAAUACAAAAACAAAAAUAUUUUACACUUAUCAAAAAUUUAAACUUAUUUAUUAUAAUUGCUAUAAACGAAUUUAAAUGUAGUUACAAAAUGUAUUAUUGGUCAAUGUACCUCAGGAGUUUUUUGGGUGCAACUAUAAAGUAAAAAUUUUUAUGAAAAAUUUAAGAAGAUUUAAAUUCACACACAAACUGAACACAGCAAUGUAACAAACAUUUCUUUACGCUUUUAACAUUUAGGUAGACAAAAUUACAACUUCGAAAUUUAUCAGAGAAGCGAACCUUCGAGCAAAAUUAAAAAUUGAAUUCUAAAUUUAUAAGCAAUUUAAAGUCUAACUAUCGUUAAUAUUUAACAGUAAUAUCAUUAUAAUUCUAUAAAUUGUAGCUCCACUCUCACACCCGACACACCCACUACUGUAUAUAUACAAAUAUUAUGUGUUAAGCGUAAAUUAAUGUAAUAAGUAUAAAUUUUAUAAUUUUGUAAUCCACAAAGCGUUUUAAAUGUGUAACAAAAUGUUUAGAAAUCAGUAAAUUACCGUAAAAUCUCAAUUACUCUGUAAGGCAAAGGCAAUUAGCUAUCAGGUGUACUUUCCAACGGCACAUAGGAGAAGUCCAAUAUUUUUCUGGAGCAGUUAUUUGCAGUUAACUGAAUUCUAUGUUAAACAUAACUGUAAAAGAAAUAUUAAAAUAAUUGUUAGCUUUCAAUUAUUUUAGUUGAGGCGGGACCAACACUUUACUAACAGAACAAGUGAGAGAAGAACUGAGUAAAACGCAGUUGAACGGAAACCACUAUUUUUGUGCCUAACAUUAUUUCAACAAUAAAGCAGGUUUGAAACAGUUUUCGAAUAGUAAAUGGUUAUCAAAGCCGGUUGACCAGCUCGCGCCGCAGUUAUUCAUUUCCUGCAUUUGUUUCGAAAGAAAAAUUUAUAUUUCAUUCAAAAAAAGGUCCCUUUAUAAAAUUAUGAUUAAGAUGAGUUAUGAACUUAAACCCAACUUUAAAGUUUUUGUUACCAAAAGUUAAUUCCGAUAAAAUGUUUUAUCUUAGGUUUAGGUAUACAACCUUGCAUUAUCUACGAUUUACAUGAUUACAUAUAGUUUAAAGGUAAAUUUAGCUGCAUAUUUAAGCACUUACAUUAACGGUAACCUAUAAAUUAGUAUAAACGCAUAUGUAGACUUAUGUAUAUGCAUAAGUCAAUUAAUAUUAAGUCUUAAAAAAAAACCGAAACCCGACGAAAGUAUUAAAUAUUUUAUAAUUAUUAAAUAUAGACACAUUUUAUUUAUAAGAAAACAAAUAAAACAUUUUUGAAAUUUUUCCUCGUACGUCUCCUAUUGGGGAAGAUUUUGAAAAUGCCUUAAGAGUAACUAUAAAUGGAAAACUUAAACAAAACGAAGUAAAUUUAACUGUAAACAAACCUUUUGAGUAUGUCUUAUUUUUUCGCUGAGAAAAAAAGUAUGAGCCCAGAUAUACUCAAGAUGUUUUAGAAAAAAUUAAAACUCAAUGAUGACAUAAACACAUUGUCUUAAUUUAAUGGUCAAAAAAACUAAAGUUUUACAAA
Messenger RNA from Bactrocera tryoni, 8055 nucleotides. Its product is annotated as diacylglycerol kinase eta. The transcript is spliced from 12 exons. The coding region runs from base 718 to 6069 and encodes 1783 amino acids. The record is from RefSeq and is a predicted model, not a curated record. NCBI's taxonomy places the organism in Eukaryota, Metazoa, Arthropoda, Insecta, Diptera, Tephritidae. Gene Ontology annotation, molecular function: ATP-dependent diacylglycerol kinase activity; protein binding. Gene Ontology annotation, biological process: intracellular signal transduction; lipid phosphorylation; diacylglycerol metabolic process.